AAACGACGAGCUGCGAUACGAAAGGACGGGCAAUUGUGAUAGCAGAUCCCAAUUGGAAGUGGUACCAAUUCGAGUGGAGGUCCCUUUUUUUCUGCCCUCUUUUUGCUCCACCGCUUUUGGAGGAGCCAACAAGAGGAGGAUCUGGCCAGAAGUCCUUCAAGUUUGCUGCCCGCCUUUGUUUUGCCCUUCUGUCACCAACACACCAACCUUUUUCUCUUGACCGUUUUCCACCGCCAAUUGGUUUUGGCCACGAAAAACGUCGUCAAGAUGUCCAAGCCCACGAGUGUGACGGGCAGUGAGAGCGAGUUUGAGUUCAUUGAGACUCCCAAGCCCACUGCCCCUACUUUUGAGAAGGAUGAAGAUUGCGGUGUCCGCACCACCAAGUACCCCUCCAUCAAGAAUGCUCCUCUCCCAGCUGAUGGACCGGGCUCCGACUCCUUCAACAACAAGAUCCUCUUCUCCAUCCUGUUUGGCGUUCCCUUCUGGCUGAAGUGGAAGGUUGGCGGUGGCCUCAAGACCUUCAUCUUCUUCGCCAUCCUCUUUGAUCUGCCCAUCCUGGCGGGCUGGUGGCUUGUCAUCUCCGCCAUCUCCCCCCGCAAGACCACAAAGGCCAAGUACCCCGGCCGUCCCGUUGAGUACUACCUCGAGUUCAAGAAGGAGGCCGACCGUGCCAAGUACCAUGGCACCAACAAGAUCCCCAUGGAGACCUUCCACGAGAUGUACUUUGACGGUGACGUCGACUUCAAGGGCGACUGCCUCGAGGUCCUCGAGUACCGCCACGACUGGGCUAGCUUCCGCUUCACCGUCAGCCUGAUCAAGUACUUUUUGCUGGGCAUGAUUCCCGAGCUCAUCAUGCACACUCGUUCUCAGGAUGAGGAGCAGGUCCGAGACCACUAUGACCGCGGUGAUGACUUUUACGGCUGGUUCCUCGGUCCUCGCAUGAUCUACACCUCUGGUAUCAUCUCUGACAUCAACUCUGAGGAGAGCCUCGAGCAGCUCCAGGACAACAAGUUGACUGUUGUCUGCGAGAAGAUUGAGCUCAAGAAGGACGAGAGACUGCUGGAUAUUGGCUGCGGCUGGGGCACCCUCGCCCGAUUUGCCAGCGAGAACUACGGCGCCAAGGUUACCGGUAUCACUCUUGGUCGCAACCAGACCGCCUGGGGCAACAGCGCCAUGCGCAAGGUUGGCGUCCCCGAGGAGCAAAGCAAGAUUCUCUGCAUGGACUACCGCGACAUUCCUGUUCCCGAGGGCCGCUACAACAAGAUCACCUGUCUUGAGAUGGCCGAGCACGUCGGUGUCCGUCACUUUGGAAGCUUCCUUGGCCAGGUCUACAACAUGCUUGAUGACGAUGGUGUCUUCUUCCUGCAGAUUGCCGGUCUCCGAAAGGCUUGGCAGUACGAGGAUCUGAUCUGGGGUCUGUUCAUGAACAAGUACAUCUUCCCCGGUGCCGAUGCUUCUACCCCUCUCGGCUGGGUCAUUGACAAGCUGGAGGGUGCUGGCUUUGAGGUCAAGAAUGUCGAUACCAUUGGUGUUCACUACUCUUCUACUCUCUGGAAGUGGUACCGCAACUGGAUGGGCAACCGUGACAAGGUUGAGGCCAAGUACGGCAAGCGAUGGUUCCGCAUUUGGGAGUACUUCUUGGCCUACUCUACCAUCAUCUCUCGACAGGGCUCUGCCACCUGCUUCCAGAUUGUGCUGGUCAAGAACAUCAACUCCACCCACCGAGUUGAGGGUAUCCCCAGCCAGUUCAACCUGUCUGGAGCUUACGACAACUCUGAGGCUGACAUCAAGGCGUGGGGCGCUAAGAACAACGUCAUCUCCUCCACUGCCUUUACCUCUUAAGUGGGUAGAGAAAUGGUGAUGAUUUGUCUCUAUAGACUGAAACUUUUCAAACCGCUGGUUUUCUCUUUUGGACAGAUGCACCGAGAUUUUUUUGUCAUUGGGUGACAAUAAUUGGUGUCUUGGAGCCUUUUCCCUUUUUCAUCUAGAGCUAGAGAAUGAAUGUCUACUGGUUCAUAUGGGAGCUGGUUUAGGUUGGGCGGUGAGCAGUUGUUUUAAUGACAGUCACGACAUGACCUUUAUGUUUAUGAAUGGUUAUGGGACAAGAACAAAACGGAUAAAAUAAUGGUAUGUCUGGGGUAUUCAAGGGUAUUGAAAAAAGAAGAUGGCAAACUUUUUGAUGUCACCAUGGGGUGCAUGAGAUUUGCAAGAUUUAGUAUGAAUAGAAUGAAUGAAUCUGAAACGGAAAAUAAAAAGAGAAACAGAAAAAAAAAAGAUGUCCAGACUUUGGGGGCUUGUAGCUUGGUAGACGUUUGUUGGUUUUUAAACUUGAUGAAUUGCUGC
Molecule: messenger RNA, 2343 nt
Organism: Trichoderma atroviride IMI 206040
Lineage: Eukaryota; Fungi; Ascomycota; Sordariomycetes; Hypocreales; Hypocreaceae
Biological process (GO): cellular response to biotic stimulus
Source: RefSeq, a predicted model, not a curated record